AUGAAUACUGCAAAUAAAGCAACAAGAGUGACACUGCUAUUAGCUAAUGUUUGUUGCAGAAUACUGUUCUUUUAUUUCUUUUGGCUGGCCUCUGUGGAUGGAGAUAAAUCAUUAUAAAAUAGACAAUAUGCUUUUAUCAAUGAAAUGUGGGCUUGGGAAUAGUAUCCUUUCUCCUCCAUUCAAGCUUAUUCUUCAAGUGAAUGUCCUGAAGACUGGGUAUUACUCACCUCCUUCGAUUGGCCUGGUACCAAGGAGCAUUACAAUUCGAAGGGAGAGUUCAUACCAAAGCAAUCUUCAGAGACUUUUCACUAUUGGAGUACUACUGAAUACUAAACUGCCUUUAUUUUGUGUGGACAAUAAAUAAAACAAAACGUGAUUGAAACCGUCAAUUCCACAGAGACAUGCGAAGAUAGGAACAUGAAGGACUGUGGAAUAGACCAGAUGUAUUUUUGUAUAGAUUCUGAUCUGACUUGUCCAAUCAAUAGUAUAUCGCUCGAAAUGAAUGAUGGAAAAAUCUAGGUGAUUACAACCAACAAAGAAACCAACAACUAGAAUAUGCCCAUUAGUCUCAUUCGUAUAGAUUCAUAUAUACCUUGCGCUACUAAAAAUGAAACUAAUGCCUAACCAGAAGUAGAGUAUGACGAAAAUUUAGAUAAAUAACCUCAGUCCUGUUUGGAAUUGGACAAGGAGUACGUUGAAGCAAAUAGCAUUACAGAUCAAUUAUACUUUCAGAUUAACAAUGCUGGAGACAUCUUCAUUGAUUCAGAUGGAACAAAAAGUAUGUAUACUACCUAAAUAGCCCUGUUCUAUAAACCAUAUCCUUUUUGGAAUCAAAAUUGUAAUGGAGAAAUGUUUCUGAUAGCUUAAAAACAACAAGAUACACUUUUAAGUUAUAGAUAGACUGAAUAUGCGAAUUUCGUAUUGGUGAUUGCCUAUUUAUUAAUCUGCAAUUAUGGGAUACCCAUGAUCCCAUAUAUCUUUAGAUGCGUUGGUAUUAUUUGUGUAUGCAUGCAGGCCCUUUGAGUUUCAAGACUCUGACGUAUUUGGACUACUUGCUGAGACUGGCAUUAUCUUGCACAAUGACCUAUUUAUCAUUUGUUAAUUUAGAUUAUGGGAAGCAAUUGCUAGAUAGUUUGGAUUAGCUUUGGGGGAUGUAGUGCAUUAAAGAUGAAGAAGUAGUAAUUUAAGAUCAAUACAGACUAUUUAUGGUAGAUUUGCAGAUCAAAUUGAAAGUCAAAGAGCUUUGGAUAUUGUAGCUAUAACAUUUUCAUUCGUGCUAUGGGCGAUCGAAGGAUCAUUGUUGUGGCUGUUGGGUUGUUAAGAAACCAUCAAGUAAUGCAAGCGUGGGUAUAGAAGAUUAAAGAUUAAGAAGGAUGCCCAAAAUGCUUUUGAUACAUUAAAUCAAAGUCAAUAGGUAUGAUGAACAUUUAUUUAUAUAAUUUUAUUAUUAAAUGUUUAAAUUCGGAUAGGAGAAAUUCACCAAAAAGUCCUUGCCCAAGAAUUUCGCUGAUCAAAUUCUCAAUCUUGAAAUGGAAAUCGAAUUGAAUGAUCAAGUUUAGAUUGAACUCAUACAAGAUUUGAUCUCACUCUACAUGGUAAUCAUCCCACCUCAUUCCAUUUAGGAAGGAGUAGAAUAUUAUGAAUCCAUCAAGGAUAGAAGACACCUCUACUUUUAGAGAAAACUCAAUGCCUUGAUGUUGAAGCCCACCUUCAUUAAUGCAACCAACAAAUACGAGGAAUCCCAAAAACCCAAGGAUGACAAUCAAAUCAAAAGAGCCAAAUUUCAAGAAUAAACCAAAAGGAUCGAACUGGAUCUCAUCUACAGUCAAACUGAAUCCAAAGAGGUAUUCUAUUCAUUUUGUGAUUGAGGCUCAAGUUAAAGGAAUCGUUGACAGUCACACAAAUUAAGUCAUGAAAAUUGAGAGUCUCAUCAAAAAUGAAAUUGCCCAUUAAUCAGAUGCAUUCCAAAUGCGUCUAGAAAGAAGACGCAAAUCAAAAUUGACCCAUUCUCUCAGUCAACCUGAAAUUGAUCUGCAAUCUCAAAAAUCUGGUAAUAGCAAUAAGAAAAAAUAAAUUGAAUUGCAUGAAUAAGUAGGUAUUGAUUCCUUCAUUUCCCUUUUAGUUCAAAUCAAAUAGAUAAUACAUGAGGAAGAUGAAACUGCAGCGACCAGAAAAGAUUCCACAUUAUAAAAGAAUUAAGAAAAGAAAUGGGAAAUUAUCCAUUCUGCCUCAAUUAUGCAAGAGAAUAAGUAAUCUCCAAUUUAUUAAACCCCAGAAAGCGAACUAAUAGUUUGAUUUAAAGGAGAAGAUCUGUUUUUCUGACUACUAAACAAAUGACGUCCAUUAAAAGGUCCUGGAGUUGUGGAGCUACAAAGCCAUUAGAAGAAGAACCCCCCAAAAAGGAUAAAAAGGAAUGAC
Molecule: messenger RNA, 2418 nt
Organism: Paramecium octaurelia
Lineage: Eukaryota; Ciliophora; Oligohymenophorea; Peniculida; Parameciidae
Source: the annotation of a GenBank genome assembly